UCAUUAAUAACAACAUCGUCAUCAAGAAUUAUUGUUGAUCCAGCAGCAGGUACAAUAACGGCUACAGAUUUGGCAAUUAGUGAAAUUGGAAUGUACAUUAUUAAACUUCAAAUAACAUCAUCAAAUCGUGUAUAUUCAUUUCCAUUUACUUCAAAUGGUAUUUUAGUUAAAGAAAAUUCAACUGUUCUCGAAGUUUUUACCGGUUUUCCAACAUCAAAUAUAACCUAUAAUGUUGAUUAUGAUUCAUAUGUAGCAAAUGGUCAACUCGAAAUUUUACGAGCUACGAUCUAUAAUUAUUUAUAUUUUGUUGUGAAAUUACCUAUUAGUAGUAAUAUCGUCCUAGUAAAAGGUAGUACCAUUUGUGCUUUAAGUUUCAACUCUGGUACUCUUGGCAGAGCUCAGGCUCUGCUAUCAGGUUUUACUUCAAUGUUAACAAGUCGAAAUGCUAUAUCCGGUGUACCACUUUCUUCAAUCAAUUUUUUGGGUCGAUCAUAUACUGUUUCAUCGGAUUCAAGCUCAAGCUCAAGUAGCGAUGGAAGUAAUAUAGGAUUAAUUGUUGGUCUUGUUGUGGGUCUAGUUGGUGGUACUAUUGUUAUUGUUGGUAUAAUUUUUGGUUUUUAUCAAUGUCAACUGAAAAACAAAGGUCUACGUCUUGUAAAUAAUGUUGAAGAAGUAAAUUCAUAUCCAAAUCAAUUAGGACGAAAUAAUGAAAAUACGACAAGUCCAGUAAGACCAGUAGAUGAUGGUUCUCAUUUAAUACGACGUACGUCCAUUACAUCACCAACUCCAUCAAAUUUUGAUAAUAAUCGACUUCAUUCACCAUUAUCAAAUGAUGCAAAUGAAAAACGAGCUCCAUCAGCUUCAGUUAGCAUUACUAUGCUUGGUCCUAUGUCAUCAGCUGCUCAAACACGUCCAUGUACACCAAUGUCAGCUGUUGAACUUAUCAAACUUGACUAG
This is a messenger RNA of Rotaria sordida, 957 nucleotides long. The record is from the annotation of a GenBank genome assembly. NCBI's taxonomy places the organism in Eukaryota, Metazoa, Rotifera, Eurotatoria, Philodinida, Philodinidae.